Messenger RNA from Oldenlandia corymbosa var. corymbosa, 471 nucleotides. The record is from the annotation of a GenBank genome assembly. Lineage: Eukaryota; Viridiplantae; Streptophyta; Magnoliopsida; Gentianales; Rubiaceae.
AUGGGUGUUCUUGGAGCUAUUGCAAGACAUUUGGAUGCAAUCAUCGGACCUGGGGCGAUGCUUCUCUAUCCUCUAUAUGCAUCUAUGCGAGCUAUCGAGAGUCCUUCAACCCUUGAUGAUCAACAAUGGCUGACGUACUGGGUUCUAUACUCAUUCAUCACCCUCUUUGAACUAUCCUUCUGGAAAAUCCUUCAAUGGCUGCCCUUCUGGCCAUUCAUGAAGCUGGUGUUUUGCUUGUGGUUGGUGUUGCCGAUAUUCAACGGAGCAGCCUACAUUUACGAGAACUUCGUGAGGAAAUAUGUUAAGGUUGGGAGCCAUGUUAACUCCAACUACCCAGAAAACCAAAGAAGGGUUCUUCAGAUGAUGAGUCUUGAUGCCCGAAAAUCCGUGGAGAGAUAUAUUGAAAGAUACGGACCAAAUGCCUUCGAAAGAGUUGUUCAAGCGGCCGAAAAGGAAGCAAAGAAGCGCUAG